AAAGUCUCCGGGAUAUUUCACACAUCUCGUUCUUCCACAUUCACGUUUACACACCUCAUAUUUUCAAAGUAUUUUUUGCUUGCUUUGCAGACUCAAUCUUUUGCAGACAUGCCCGGCAUCAUCGUCGAUGUACCUCCAGCCCUUGACUUUACUCAAUGGAUCUUCACGGCUGCCUUGAUUUUUCACAUUCGCUUGGGUAUUGAGCUUUACCAGUUUGGUAAAGGCUUCAAAUAUCUCAAGCUGCGGAACGGAAAGUUGAACUGGCUUGCGAUCCUUUUGCAGGGACAUCUUGUUGCUGCUAUUAUUGAGGCAUCACUGAUGACUAUCAUGUUGGGAGGUUUUGUCAAGCAACAAUACUGCCAACCCUUCAUCCGCGGUGUAUAUUCCGUCUACGUCUUCGAUGUCAUUUGUAUCAGCACCGUCCUAUACUUUCGCGCCUUUAAGGUUAACAAUAGAAAUAAGUACCUCCUUCCUGCGGCAUUUUUCUUCCCUGCUUUGGAAAUUGCCUCGCGUAUUACCGAAGGGGUUUACAUUGAUGGCACGAUUGAUGCUUCGUACGUUCCACCAGGAAUGCUUUCUCCCUUCUAUGGGUUCUGCGGGGCUCUUUUUGGCUGGCCUACAACCUUCAUCACCGUUGCUUCCAUUCUAAACGACUGCGUACAGAUGCUCAUGUUUGGUUUCCCUAUUUACAUGGCGAUCAGGAAAUCGCACGGAUUCGGUGCAACUGGCACAUAUACCAAGAUCUUGAUGAACAGUGCCAUCUACCUCGCCAUUGCCGCCAUCUUUUACAUUGCAUCCGCUGCUCUUGGUUCUAAUCACAACACUUGGGGGGCCGUGACCUGGCGUGAGGUUGCCCAGCUAGCGCACACUCUCGGGGCUUGUGAGCUCCAGUUCAAUGACCACCGAAAGACAACCGGAUCAUCAGGUGCAGACUCUGCCCCUCAACCUACAUCUCACACCAUGGGCGGAAAAGGCUCUAUGGCUGGCAGGUCUGGUGCCAUGCUAGUAGAUGCCAUUCCCAGAUUGCCCGUCGACAGUACCUCUACCUCAAAACUUCAUUCCGACCAACACUUUUAAGCAAUUUGCGGGAAGUUCCGGAGGGACGUGAUAUCUUCCUCUGUUCUCAGUUUUAGUCAGUAGUUCUUUACAAUUAGAUGCGCGUAUGUCAUAAAUGGGUAUAUACCCCUUGCGUGUAGAGAGACUCCACCACCAAGAACGUAGGACGAUCCCAAGACCAUUGUAAGGCGGAGACCACAAAGAAGACCCUCGUAGUCGUAUCAUGGUGCAAACAUAGCUCUCGCUCAUGGUGAAGUAGGAUAUUUGGCCGGACCAGAGUUACAUGCUCGUGAAAAUCAAGAAAUAUAAAAUCCUAUUCUGCAA
This is a messenger RNA of Spizellomyces punctatus DAOM BR117, 1380 nucleotides long. RefSeq lists its product as uncharacterized. The coding region runs from base 109 to 1077 and encodes 322 amino acids. The transcript has 8 exons. The record is from RefSeq and is a predicted model, not a curated record. NCBI's taxonomy places the organism in Eukaryota, Fungi, Chytridiomycota, Chytridiomycetes, Spizellomycetales, Spizellomycetaceae.